Macrosiphum euphorbiae (potato aphid) is the source of this 1209-nucleotide messenger RNA. The record is from the annotation of a GenBank genome assembly. NCBI's taxonomy places the organism in Eukaryota, Metazoa, Arthropoda, Insecta, Hemiptera, Aphididae.
AUGGAGUUAGACGAUGUUGAGGCCGUAGCCGUAGCUUACGCUUUAUAUAAACGCCAUCAAAAAGCAAAAAAGCAGAAAAGCUACAAUAGGCGCUAUUGGGUGCAUCCAAUUAACCUGAAGAGGCCUCAAGAAGGACAAUUUCAGGUAAAUUUUAUGUCAUUGAGAGCUCAUCCAGAAGAAUUCACGAAGUACUACAGGAUGUCUAUCCCAACAUUCGAUGAAUUAAUUUCACUUGUUAGGCCUUAUCUCACAAGACAAGUUACUAAUAUGCGUAGUCCAAUAUCAGAAGAAGAACGAUUAACCAUAACUUUGAGAUAUUUAGCAACUGGAACGCAUUUCUCAUCUCUGCAUUUUGAAUUUCUGGCGGGAGUGUCUACUAUAGCUAUGAUUGUGCGGGAAACUUGUGAAGUUUUAUGGGAAGUAUUACAACCUAAAGAAAUGGCGGAACCGACAACAGACGACUGGAAAGAUGUUGCAAAAGGUUUUUUUGAAAAAACGCAAUUUCCAAAUACUGUUGGUGCCGUGGAUGGUAAACAUAAUAUACGACUUGAGUGCCCAAAAAAUAGUGGAUCAUUGUAUUACAAUUAUAAGCAUUUUUUUUCAUUAAUUCUCAUGGCUAUUUGCGACUCUAACUACUGCUUUAGAGUAAUUGAUGUGGGUUCUUACGGGAAGGAGAGUGACUGCAAUGUCUUCAAAACAUCUGCAUUUGGCAAAAAACUUUACACAAACAGAACCAACUUUCCAGAAAAUCAAUGCUUACCAAAUGACAAUCUUGGAGUGCCACAACCAUUUGUGUUAGUGGCUGAUGAAGCAUUUGCUCUGCAUAAAAAUUUAUUGAGGCCGUUUCCAGGAAGAAGUUUAAAUGACCAGAGAAGAAUAUUUAAUUACAGAUUAUCUAGAGCCCAUCAGUAUAUUGAAUGUUCCUUUGGUAUUAUGUCAAAAAAGUGGAGGGUUUUCCAGACCAGCAUGCUUGUAGAACCAGAAACUGCGGUUAAAAUCACAAAAGCCUGCUGUGUACUUCAUAAUUUUGUGCGACGGCGUGAUGGGUUUAACACUGAAGACACCCAAAGUUCCAUGCAAAGCAUAACUGAAAGAAGGGGGGUGGGAAACUCUCCAACCAAUGCUAAAGAUGUCAGAGAGUACUUUGUGCAAUAUGUUAAUGAUACAAACCAUGCGCUUGACUGGCAAACCAAUGUCAUUUGUCAUUAG